AUGAAGUUCUUGUCACAGUUGGAGCAGCGAAGGGGGCUCAGUGGAGUGGAUGCGCUGGUGCUUGAUCAGGGCCCCCUUCUCUCUGAAGCUCUUGCUGCAGUUGGAGCAGGUGAAGGGUCGCUCGCCCGUGUGGAUGCGCUGGUGGAUGACAAGGUCACCCUUGCGUCUGAAGCUCUUGCCGCAGUCGGAGCAGGUGAAGGGUCGCUCGCCUGUGUGGAUGCGCUGGUGGAUGACAAGGUCACCCUUGCGGCUGAAGCUCUUGCCGCAGUCGGAGCAGGUGAAGGGUUGCUCGCCUGUGUGUAUGCGCUGGUGGAUGACAAGGUCAUCCUUGCGGCUGAAGCUCUUGCCGCAGUCGGAGCAGGUGAAGGGUCGCUCGCCCGUGUGGAUGCGCUGGUGUGUGACCAACUGUUGCUUUUGGCUGAAGCUGUGGUUGCAGUGGUUGCAGGCAAAGGGACGCUCGCCAGUGUGGAUGCGCUGGUGAUUGACCAAGUGUUGCUUUUGGCUGAAGCAGUGGUUGCAGUGGCUGCAGGCAAAGGGACGCUCACCAGUGUGGAUGCGCUGGUGGAUGACAAGGUCACCCUUGCGGCUGAAGCUCUUGCCGCAGUCAGCACAGAUGAAGGGGCGUUCCUUGGUGUGGAUGCGCCGGUGAGUGAGCAGGUGUUGCUUUCGGCUGAAUUGGUAACCACAGUCAACACAGGCAAAGGGGCGCUCGCCGGUGUGGAUGCGCUGGUGCUUGACCAAGUGUUGUUUCUGGAUGAAGUUCUUGCCGCAUUCAGGGCAGCGAGGCGAGCAUUCCGUAGGUGUCCAGCAUCACCUCCCGGUAGAGCCGCCGCUGCCAGCCCGCCAGCUCUGCCCACUCCUGGCGGGAGAAGUAGACGGCCACCUCCUCGAACGGCCCCGCCAUCUGCAGCCCGAAGCACGGCCGGAGCCCCCGCCUCGCCCCCCGACACCCCCUCUGCCCGCAGCUCCGCCGCCGACAAGGACGGAGACGACGAAAGGGUUCUGGGGCGGAAUUGGUGUCUCUCGAGCAGCCCAGGCUCCAGGCGGGCACAGCCCAGAGCGGCUCUCGCUGCAGCAGCGCCUGGGGGGAAAUUGCGAGGCCCCGAGCGGCCCCGCUCCGGUCGAGCCUCAGAGCGCAAUCAGCAUCUGCUUUGGAAGGGAAGUGGUUUUUUCCGGCCUGGCCGCCCCCCACCCCCACGCAACCCCCCCGGCUCCGAGCCCAGUGCUGGCGCCAGCGAGUCGGAAGGAGCGCGGGGUCCCAGAGCAUCCCAGUGCCGGAGGGCUCUGCAUCCCAGUGCCCCGGGCCCGGGGAAGAGCAGCCCCGCAGGCAGGCUGGCCCUGCAGCCCCCGGCCCCUCUGCGGGCAGCCCGGCUGCGAGAAGGGCACUGCCAGGCCUGGCGGGGGAGCGGCGACCCCGGGGCUGCCGGGUCCGGCCUGGCGGCGUCAGGGUUGGGGCAGAGGGGGCCGGGCAAGGCGCGGCGGGGCGAGCUGAGCCGGGCGUGCUUCGGGCUGCGGAUGGCGGGGCCGUUCGAGGAGGUGGCCGUCUACUUCUCCCGCCAGGAGUGGGCAGAGCUGGCGGGCUGGCAGCGGCGGCUCUACCGGGAGGUGAUGCUGGACACCUACGGAAUGCUCGCCUCGCUGGGUUGGGACACCGUUAAGCCCGAGCUCAUCUGCAGGUUGGAGCGAGGAGAGACGCCGUGCGUGCCAGACCCCCCCGGGGCGCGGCAGAGGCACCGCAGCCCUGUGCCGGGCGGGUCCCGGGGGUCCCCUGGGGGCAUGGGGGGUUCCUCCAGCAGGGGUUUGGGGGAAUCAUCCCGAGGCAAACCAAGCGGGUGCUGCGGAGACCCAGAAGGGCACCCUCACCCUCCUCUUGGCCUGGCCCCCCAGCCGCUGGAGAAGACCCCCCUCACGUGCCCUGAGUGCAAUAAGAGCUUCAGGAGUCGGAGUGCACUGACUGCCCACAAGAAGAUCCACACCGGUGAGCACCCCUUCACCUGCACCGACUGCAGUAAGAGCUUCAGCCGAAAGAUCGACCUCAUCAGACACCAGGGCAUCCACACGGGUGAGCGCACAUUUCACUGUGCUGACUGUGGAAAGAGCUUCACCUUAAAGCAUCACCUCAUCACCCAACAACGCAUCCACACUGGUGAACGUCCCUUCACCUGCACUGAGUGCAGCAAGAGCUUCAGGCAGAAGAGCACUCUGAGCAGACACCAGCGCACCCACACAAGCAAGUGGCCCUUCACCUGUGCCAAGUGCAGUGAGAGCUUCAGAUGGAAGGACUCUCUGACUGACCACCAGCGCAUCCACACCUGCCAGCGCCCCUUUGCCUGUGGCCACUGUGACCUCCGCUUCACAUGGCCGAAAUCCCUGGUCAUCCCUCAGCGCAUCCACACUAGCAAGAAGCCCUAGAAGUGUGGCAGGCGUGACAAGACCCACAGGCAGAAGCAGAACCUGAAGAGACAACACUGGGUGCAGUGGGGCAUUAGGCGGUCCUGUAGGGCAGUGACAGGAUGGGGUGUGCUCAGGUGAGGGGGUGGAUGGAGGCCAAGUCCUUGGAGGGGACCAUGCUGGCUCACCAGCAGCCCCAGCCUGCGGCCGCCUCCACAAUCCAGUGCCCCCAAAACCACCGCUGAGGGUCCCGCGGGGCACUGGGCACUGCUGCAGGGGUGCUGGGCCCUGUGGGUGGCAAACACUAAACUCCUGGUGAGUUUGCGAAGCAGAGCUUGUUUCUGCAAAAGGGAGCGGUUGGCAAGAGGGAGCAAGUGGCACCGGACAAUGCGUCCGGUCAAACAGAUCAAAGGACCUUGCAAAGGGUCACUGGUGCGUUUUUCUGUGGUUGCUUUGUUUGGGGCAUUGGUAUUAAAGAAAAUCGUCUUUGACUACCGGUGGAGUUGUGGGACUGCACCAGCUAGAUCAAUUGCUCCAGGAUUGGUGACCGCGCAUCGGGAUGCUUAACCAAACAGGAGCGGCCGUGCCAAGGGCCACUCAACACUCACUGAGGGACUCAGUCCCACCUCGCCAAGAAGCACCCAGGAGUUUGCAAGAGGCGAAAUUGGCCCCCGGACCCCCUUUUGUUGGGGAGGAGGAAUUAAAGAACCCCCUGACCCGACGGAGGGGGCGAUGGGCUGCGCUUCUCUUCCCCCGGAGGAAGGGAGGCAUUUUUGCUCAGUCGCCUCUGCCUUUGUUGGACCUUCUGGGGGAAAAAUAACCCCAACUGCAGCUUCAGCUGCUGCAGCUUUGAUACAUUUUUGCUACAGCUUUGAUACAUUUGUGUUACAACUUUGUUACAAGUCUUUAUUACAAUUGGUUACUUUUUUGUUACAAGUUUGUUCCAUCUUUGUUAAACCUCUCUCAGCCCUUCCCCUGUGAAUUUAUCAACAGCGAUCCCAGCCUUGGUCGCUCUGAGGGGACUCUCCCGGGUCAAACCAACUCGGACUGGCUGCCAACUCAGCCGCAGAAUCCCUAAGGCAUGAACCGGUGACCAAGUCCGGGACACGGGACGGAUCCAGCGGCUCUCAGGCUCCCCUGGAGAAGCUCAGAAAGCCAGGGGUGUCCGUGCUGAUCCUCGUCACUCAAAGGCAGGGCAUCCCUCGGCUGCUGUCACAGCUUUAUCUCUUUAGGCAAUAGGGUCCCCAUCUCAGGAGGAUCCACACCGUGCCGGUGACGAUGCUUCUCUGGCAGCAGCCCGAGCCGUAGGCAGUGUUGGACGGAGCCAUGGUCGCCACUCGCUCCCAGCUCAUGUGCAGCUGCUCUGGAGGAGCCAGAGGUCGGGGCUCCGAGUGUCCCCCUGCAGCCACCCCUGCAGCAGAGUCCCCGGUGCCCUGCAGGACCCUCAGUGGCAGGUUUGGGGGUGACAGGUUGUGGAGGCGGCUGCAGGCUAGGGGUGCUGGGGGUUCACUGGUGGGCCAGCAUGCUCUCCUCAUCCCAAAAUCAUUUCUUGCAGCUGCCUCACUGGAAGGUCUCUGUCCUCCCCCCCAACAGGGACAGACACCCCUCCUCCUGCUGGCCACCCUCUGGCACUGUCUUGGGGCCCUCAUGCACCCGCUGGUGUCUCUUUAGGUCACACUUCUGGCUGUAGGUCUUGUCACACUCGUCACACCUGUAGGGUUUCUCGCUGGUGUGGCUAUCCUGGUGCUGGAUCAGGUGUUCCUUCUGGCUCAAGCUCUUGCCACAGUUGGAACAGGCAAAGAGGCGCUCACCCAUGUGGAUGCACUGGUGGGUUCGGAUCCUGUGGAUGCAGGAACUGAGGGAGCCUGUGAAACAGCCCUGAGCUGAAGACAUGAAAGAGAAAGAGGAUGAACUAACCGGGAGCUUGCAAGCAACAACAACCCUGCUGAGAUAACAGACUGGAAGAGACUGAACUGGGAAGGGUUGACCCUCAUUUAAAUAUAAUGAGCAUAGUAAAAUGCCUGCCCUGUGGAAAAAGAGACCCUGAUCUUAGUAAAGCCCCUGCCUUUGCAGGCACAUGUAGAAAACUUGUAGGCCUGUGUCCCUUUCAAUAUAGAUGCCCAAAGAAACCCUUCUGAGCGAACCACAUGGCCUCCUGGAUAUUGUUUCUGUUCCCUUCACCUCCCCAUCUACCUGCCCCUCCUGUCCUGCACCCAGGGCCUGGUGCUGCUGGAAGCCUUGUCCAAGUACAAGUAGGGGGGCUGGAGGCCGUGGGAGAGACCGGUGUCCUGCCCGUGGCACAUCCCCACGGCGAGAGCAGCGAGAGGAGGACUGAUGCCAUCACUGGAGACUUAGACCUGCCAUGGGGCUGAGGGUUUCCCUGGCUGUAGCACGGCGUGGUGGAGCCCCGGGUUCCUGGGAGCUGCCUCUCCUGCCUGGAGAGGAGCUGGCUGCUGCAGUUGCUGCCUGGCUGGGGAGCUGGGGCCCCUGCAGGAUACGGGAAUGCUGAGAUCCAUGUCUGGGUGGGAGACUGGGAUGCUGGGCUGCUGGCCUCCUCUCUGGCAGGAGUGCUGGGUCCCUGCCAGGCUCAGGUGCUGGGCACCCUGGCCUUGUCCCAGCUGGGUGCCUUGCAGGACCUGUUGGUGCCUCCAGCAGAAAAACUCCAUAACUUCCAAAGCAGAUGGUGAAUUGUGGUCUACCAACAGUGCCCUCUGUGGGGAUAGGGGAGUGUCCCAGCCAGAAGCUGCCGCAGUAGAAUCUGAUCAUACCCUCCCCCCACCUCGUAUCUUUGCACUGAAACCCCCAUCCAGCUGAAGGAAACUCGAGGCACCAGUGACUUUGUGCUCCUGUGCUGACACAAGUAUUGUUAAAAGCUGAUGGGAAGGGCAGGCAGUUCAAGCAAGCUCCGCUGGGCCCGGCAUGGGCUGCACCUUGCAUCCAGACAAUCCCAUACCCAGAGCCCUCGAGCUCCGCCACAGCGCUGCUUCAUCCAUCUGCCCACCAGAGCUCCCGGGCACAUCCCAGCCUCUCGCCCUGUCCCAGCUAGAACAGGCCAGGAAGGGGAUUUAGAGGGAUGAGCGAGGGGAUGUGGGGCCCGAGCUGCUGCCGCUGGAGAGCAGUGGCGCACACUGUGCUGCCGUGGAGCUCACU
This is a messenger RNA of Cuculus canorus (common cuckoo), 5541 nucleotides long. Its product is annotated as zinc finger protein 768-like. The transcript has 3 exons. Lineage: Eukaryota; Metazoa; Chordata; Aves; Cuculiformes; Cuculidae. The coding region runs from base 1 to 2412 and encodes 803 amino acids. Gene Ontology annotation, biological process: negative regulation of transcription by RNA polymerase II. The record is from RefSeq and is a predicted model, not a curated record. Gene Ontology annotation, molecular function: DNA-binding transcription repressor activity, RNA polymerase II-specific.